This is a messenger RNA of Cyprinus carpio (common carp), 4828 nucleotides long. Its product is annotated as muscarinic acetylcholine receptor M4-like. Gene Ontology annotation, cellular component: plasma membrane. Gene Ontology annotation, biological process: regulation of locomotion; adenylate cyclase-activating adrenergic receptor signaling pathway. Lineage: Eukaryota; Metazoa; Chordata; Actinopteri; Cypriniformes; Cyprinidae. The record is from RefSeq and is a predicted model, not a curated record. Gene Ontology annotation, molecular function: G protein-coupled acetylcholine receptor activity. The transcript has 2 exons. Bases 928 to 2460 code for a protein of 510 amino acids.
UGUGUGUGUGUGUGUGUGUGUGUGUGUGUGUGUGUGUGUGUGUGGGAGAGAGAACAAGAGAGUCAUUAGUUUGCCAGUGGCCAGUAUGGGGGAUCUUAUAACGAGCACAUAGCAGAAUCUAAGGAGGAUUCUGAUGAACAGACCACAAAGCAGCCCACAAACACUCCAAACUGUGAUGUCUGUCCGAAUCUGCAGAGGUCCAUGCGCCGUGUGUGUAUUUGUCUGUGUGUCCUGGUUGCCUUGUUAACAAAUUCUAACUUUUGAUUGUCAAAGGGGCUUUCCAUUGCUAGUCCCAAUAAAAAUUGGAAAAAUGUCCUGGAAAGAAAAACUUUUUUGAUGGUUAUAUGGAGCCUUUCAGCUUGUUAUUCGUAUGCUGACACAUUGUUAUAGGUGUUUAUGUUAAUUAACAGAUAUUAAUGUGUGAUUUUUGUUAUACUGGAUGGGGAAAAGUAUCAUUGGUAGCAGAUGGCUUUAUGUUUCAAGCUGCCAGCUGGUAACUGGAGGCUUUCUGCUUUUAGUCCCAAUAGAGUCAUUAAAUGAGCAGCAUCCAUGUGUUUGUUGGUGUGCAUGCAUUUGUUUGUGCAGACGAGCGUGUGUGACUACAUCCAUAGUCAAAUUCUCUGCAGCUGAAUUGAAUCCCUCUCUGUCAGUCAAUUAAAUUUAAAAGUCGAAGCGAUUAGCCAUUAUGAACAUGUAAGAGUGUGCCAGUGUGUGUGUGUGUGUGUGAAGCAGAGAAGUGUUGGAGCAACAGCUGCUGUCUUUUGCAUCUUUGUGCUUAGCAGACACACAGCAGAGAGAAUGACAGCUUAUAUAAAAGUCUCGAUUUGUGACUCGCUUAGGAAACGUCUUUCACUGUAUUUUUGACAGGGUGUCACCGCCUCACUGUACACGGAGCCAAACUAAAGCCAACCAAAAUGCUCUAGCAAAAUGCUCAGAAAGAAGGCAGAGUCUCCAAUGAAAAAUAACAGGCUUUUUGAAGGCUCGUUGAGCAACGUAUCCAGUAAUGUCAACUUCAGUUGUGACAGCAGCAGCACCAAUGGCUCAUGUGCAGCAGUUGAGGUGGACGGUGACAGCCCGCAAAAGACAGUGGAGAUGGUCUUCAUUGCACUGGUUACAGGAUCUCUCAGUUUUGUCACCGUUGUGGGUAACAUCCUCGUCAUGCUCUCAAUCAAGGUCAAUAGACACCUACAGACUGUCAACAACUACUUCCUUUUCAGCCUGGCCUGUGCAGAUCUCAUCAUCGGUGUGUUCUCCAUGAACCUUUACACCGUCUACAUCAUCAAGGGCUACUGGCCUCUCGGCCCUGUUGUGUGUGACCUGUGGCUCGCACUGGAUUAUGUGGUCAGCAAUGCUUCUGUCAUGAACCUGUUAAUCAUCAGCUUUGACCGAUACUUCUGUGUGACCAAACCCCUGAGUUACCCCACACGCAGAACCACCAAGAUGGCUGGCCUCAUGAUUGCCUCCGCCUGGAUCCUGUCUUUCAUCCUGUGGGCUCCCGCUAUCCUGUUCUGGCAGUUCAUUGUCGGAGCACGGACCGUAGCACCUGGUGAAUGUUACAUCCAGUUCCUUUCCAACCCCGCGGUCACGUUCGGCACGGCCAUCGCUGCGUUCUACCUGCCAGUGGUCAUCAUGACGGUGCUUUAUGUGCACAUCUCUCUGGCCAGCCGCAGCCGUGUGUCCAAGCAGAACCCUGAGGUAAAAAAGGAGAAGAAAGGCCCGAAAUCUAGUGGUCUCCUCAAGAGUCACAUCUUGAAGCAGAACAACAACAAUCAGUCUCCUCCUAAACCUAGCCUGGAUACCUGUUCUACAGUGGACACCAUGAAGAACGGUAAACUAGACGAGUCUGUGGUGUCCACUAAAGCAGACUCCUGCGUGCAGCCAGAGGAAAAGGAGAGCUCGAAUGAAUCCAGCACAGCCACCAUAGCCCCUAAAGAGACUAAAGAACGAGCGAACAGUGAGGCGACUUCUGAGGCCGGCUUGACACCUGCGCCCACAGCCGCACCUAAACUCAACCCUCAAUCUAAAUGGUCCAAGAUCAAAAUCGUCACCAAACAAGCGGGAGACGAGUGCAUCACAGCCAUCGAGAUCGUCCCACCAAACAGCGAGAGGCGCUCCAUCCCUGUGAACCGUCCCCGCAAGGUGGCGCGCAAGUUUGCCAGCAUCGCCCGCAGCCAGGUGAAGAGGAAAAGGCAGAUGGCGGCACGAGAGAAGAAAGUGACAAAGACAAUCUUUGCCAUCCUGCUGGCCUUCAUUAUCACAUGGACGCCGUACAAUGUGAUGGUUUUAAUCAGCACGUUCUGCCAGUCGUGCGUUCCAGACACAGUCUGGGCCAUUGGCUAUUGGCUCUGCUACGUCAACAGCACCAUCAACCCCGCUUGCUAUGCACUCUGUAACGCCACCUUCAAAAAGACCUUCAAAAACCUGCUCAUGUGCCAGUAUAAGAACAUCGGCACCAGAUGAACGAAGGGAAGAAGCAGCCAGCGAAGAUGGAGAUAUGAUAUGGAAGGUACAAAGGCUGUCCCAACACUGUGCAGUAAAUUGUGAGGCUUCAUAGUCCUAUAAUGCUGAAACAGUGUGUCAUAACCAAAAGUUUAUGUAUUAAGGAAUCAAUGUUUACAAUAGGGUGAUGGAGCAAUGGACAAGAGACUGAAUCACUGAAGAAAUCAAGCUGAGGUCAUGAAACAAAUCAAAUCUGAUCAUUGCUCUACUGCUAAGACCACUGGAAUUUUGCACUAGAGUAAUGUGAAGAUCAAGACAAAGACUAUGCUUUAGUGGCUCAUUUUGCCAAAAGUGAAGAGACAGAAUCACAGCAAAUACAAACCAAAAGGGACUUGGCGAAUAAUAGGAUUUUAUUGAUUCAUUUAUAUUCCUAGUAUAGCACAAAUGUUAUCGAUCAAGUCCUUUUGGUUAGUAUUAACACUGGUUCUAAUCCAGACUUCGGUGACAGGAGGCACAUUCAUCGUACAGAGGUGAAGAAGAUGUGAUUGGAGAACAUUCCACAGCCAAAACCCAUAACAUAUGGAAAAAUUACCAUUAACAUGUGGAAUAGCUUCCUUUUUGACUGUCCCUGAAAGCAUGAUGAUCCCAAAUGAGAUUCAGUUUCCUGUAACUGCACCUUCCGCAUUCCAAAUGAAGGAAGUCAUGCUGGAGCUGCUUGCUGACCACAACAGCUGUGUAUUCCAUUACAUUCAUAGGGACAAUUUCAGGCCAUGUGGUUCAGCCUGGGAGAAGUUAGUCAUCAUUAUCCUCUGAGCAUGAUCCUCUUGAGGUUCUGAAAUAGGUCAAAAUUGAAAAGGUUCUCCUCAUUGGAUUGGGAUAGGCAUUAUAGACUUUAAAUGGGAUGAGACACUCUAUACUGAGCUGAGAAAUGUAACUGUAAGGGUUUGAUCUUACAGAGGUGUGUAAAUAUGUUUAGUUGUGAUGAAUAUAUGCUCUUGAAAGUAUUAUUUCUUCCCUGCAUUUAAUGUAUGGAUGUUUGUGUUCCUCUUGUAUUUAGUUGGUGAUCUUCAUGUGAUUUUACAGAUUAAAUAUUAAACGUAUUGUUGUCUGUAUGCAAAACUGUUGAAACCAUUUAUAAUUUGUGAUAUACUUGGAAAAAAACAGGAGAUGAUUAGUACAUUUAUUUAACCUGUUUAUAAGAUGUUCGAUUUCAAGCAUUUCAUUUAAAUCGGUGCACAAAGGACUGUCCGUAAAUUAGAGAAAUGGAAAAUUGGUUUUAUUCCCCCCGUAAACCACAAUGUUGACUUAGUAGACAUCCGCUUCAUGAUAUUGUUUUCUCAUGGUGCAAUAUAGUUUUGCCUAGUUUCUAUUUAAAUACACAGUUUGUAACUGAUGAAACCGCAGCAUGUAAACCAGCAGGAAUGAUCUCCCACAGUUUGUUUGAGAACAUGUGGUCAGAAUUAGCCGAGAGGGAGAAAUGUGUUGAUGUUUUUGGGCUCAUGAUGUUACAUCAUUAACAAGCUGCCAGUUUCAGCAAUUACAGACUUUAAAGCAUUAAACCAAAGAGGUUGUGGCGCUCUGGUCUGUUAAAAGGCCUGGUCUGGAAGAGAUUAUUCAGUCUUUAGCAUAAUUUUAAGAUGCAGAGGCUUGCCUUUCUAACAUCUUGGGUUUGGUUUCAUGUUUCUACCUCAUAAUCAAAUUUCCAUUCAUAGCAUCUGUAUCUCCAAACCAGCUCUGAAUCUCUUUUUAAUGAGUGGUAAAGGCAGACUAAGUGACUAUUAUACCAUUGAAGAAGAAUUUAAAACCAGAUUUCCAUUUUUUUCCUGAAUGUUUUCAAUUUGCCAGUUGCUUUGGUCUUCUUCUGAUACAUGGACUAUGCUGAAGUAGGUUGUUCACUACAUAUCUUAGUCAUUCAAAGACGUGCUUUUAUAAAUGUAUGCCCAACUGUGAUCCAACUCUAAGAAGACUUUACAUUGGAAUAUCAGUAUCUCUAAGAGAGUUAUGAAACUGUAACUCCUUUUGUAACAGUACUAAAGAAAUUCAAUCAUGCAAUCUGAUCAGUUAUUAAAUAUUGUCCUUCUGCAAUUCUGCAAAUAGCAUCUAUUAGAUGACCAAUACAGCAAAAUGACUUUGCCCAUCAUGCUCUCUUUCCUUUGGCCACUUCAAAUGUUUAUCAAAUGUAAAUCGUAUAGGGAUUAAUAAAGACAUCCCCCAUUUAGCUGUACCAGCUGAAGGGCAAAGCCAAUGAUUAUUACCCCAGUGAAGCUGAUGGAAUGAGCACACUGUAAUUGUUGACUUAUCUACCUUAAAGAGCCAGUGUAUAUAAGAGUGUGUGGUUCUUUUUCUAUUGCAUUAAGCUUAAUAAAGCUCUUAAGCGUACUGACCAGGA